Messenger RNA from Gorilla gorilla gorilla (western lowland gorilla), 3202 nucleotides. It is a transcript of the gene COX6B2, whose product is annotated as cytochrome c oxidase subunit 6B2. NCBI's taxonomy places the organism in Eukaryota, Metazoa, Chordata, Mammalia, Primates, Hominidae. The record is from RefSeq and is a predicted model, not a curated record. Gene Ontology annotation, cellular component: respiratory chain complex IV; mitochondrion. The transcript has 6 exons. The coding region runs from base 119 to 385 and encodes 88 amino acids.
UUUCUCCUGACCCGGGUGGGACCGCACCCCGCGGACUCAGAAGCGAGCGGCACCCCGGGAUCAUCCCACAGCAGAUCCAGUGGCCGCCAGUGUCAGGCUGGAGUUGCCUCCUUCGUGGAUGUUGGAUGUGGAAGCCCAGGAGCCCCCCAAGGGGAAAUGGUCGACGCCGCCCUUCGACCCGCGCUUCCCCAACCAGAACCAGAUCCGUAACUGCUACCAGAACUUCCUGGACUACCACCUCUGCCUCAAGACCAGGACCCGCCGCGGGAAGAGCACGCAGCCCUGCGAGUACUAUUUCCGCGUGUACCAUUCGCUGUGCCCCAUCAGCUGGGUGGAGAGCUGGAACGAGCAGAUCAAGAACGGGACUUUCGCCGGCAAAAUCUGACUGCCCGAGCGCGGCUUCCUCUGAAGAUGCAGUGACCCUGCAUCUUUUUGUCUCGCGGAGCCCCGGGUCUCAGUUAUCCACCCCUACCUCCCAGUGUCUAAGCCACGAAUAAUGCAGGUAGAUGCCUCGCGUUGACAGCUACGAGCCAGCCCAGGGUCCCCAGUUCUCAACACUGUCCCACCCAGAUGGCUCCAAGCCACCAGCCUUCGAGUUCCUUGUUGCCCUUGCUCUGGUCUCCACGUGUAUGAUGGGGUUCUCAGGCCCAGGCUUCGACCAGAGGACCCUCCACCACCACCGUUUCUUCCUGUCCUUGAGCUACCUUGGUGAACUCAUGACCCCAGGCCCCUGCUCCACCAGGAUGUCCCCCAGGUCCUGCCAGCUGGGAAGUGCCAGCAUGAACGCCUCCAACUUCGUGGAAGCCAGGGUCCCCUGCAGCUGAGGGACGCCAAGCAGACACACCUGCCCUCCCCAGCCAGCUCCUGUCUGUAUGGGCGAGAUGACUGAGAGCUCCCACGUCCCUAAGGCUGUCCUGACCCUCCAUGCUGUGACAAGGACAGGGAAUGGUCACUAUGGGCCUGGCAUCUCCCCUCCCCCACCACCCGGUGCUGCCCAGCUCAAGCCAGAAGCUGACUUUGGCCCCAAUGGGGACAUCAGGCAAGGUCUGGAGACAUUUUUGGUUGGGGCAGAGGCAUGCUCCUGGCAUCGAGUGGGUGGAGACCAGGGAAGCCGCUCAACAUCCUGCAAUGCAUGGGACAGGCCCUGCCUAGAAACACCAGCUCAGCAUGGCAGCAGUGCGGAGGCCAGGAAACCCCGAUCGCCAGUUUCUAACGCCCUCACCAUUUUUAUUUUUAUUUAUUUAUUUUUUUGAGACAGAGUUUCACUCUUGUCACCCAGGCUGGAGUACAAUGGUGCGAUCUCAGCUCACUGCAACCUCUGCCUCCCGGGUUCAAGUGAUUCUCCCGCCUCAGCCUCCUGAGUAGCUGGGAUUACAGGCAUGCGCCACCACACCCAGCUGAUUUUGUAUUUUUAGUAGAGACGGGGUUUCUCUGUGUUGGUCAGGCUGGUCUCAAACUCCUGACCUCAGGCAAUCUGCCCACCUCGGCCACCCAAAGUGCUGGGAUUACAGGCAUGAGCCACUGCACCCGGCUCACCACUAGUUUUUAGCCCUUUUUGUUGGGGGUGGGGUGGGGGCGGAGGAGAGGCGGAUACAGAAACUUGUGAGAAUGUGAUGAACGCUCUGAACUCUCUAUAAAAAACGUGCAUGUAAAUAUAUACUCUCAACAUUUAAAAGACUUCAGAAGGUUCCUGGAAAUUCCAGUGUCCACCCAUGAGUCCUCAGCUGAGACUCCCUGCUCCGCUGCCCUCUUUGUCUAAGAGCUGUGGCAACAGCACCUGAAUUUCAGAAACAAAAGGCCGGGUGCGGUGGCUCACACCUGUCAUCCUAGCACUUUGGGAGGCGGAAGCAGGAGGAUCGCUUGAGCUCAGGAGUUCGAGACUAGCCUUAGCAACACAGUGAGACACAAUUGCUACAAAAAGAUUUUAAAAUUAGUUUGACGGGGUGGCGUGUGCCUAUGGUCCCAGCUACUCGGGAGGCUGAGGCAGGAGAAUUGCUUCAAUCCAGGAGGUGGAGGUUGCAGUGAGCCGAGAUGGCGCCACUGCAUUCCAGCCUGGGCCACAGAGCGAGACCCUGUCUCAAAAAAAAAAAAAAAAAAAAAAAAAGGAAAGAAACGAACAGCAUGGCUUCAGUUCACUCAGAGACAAAUCCUUGGGGACUAGCACUGGAGCCAUCUCUCUGCCGUUUGAUGGCCUGGAGCUCUCUCCGUCCUUAUUUUUAACAUGAGAAAGAAAACAAACAGGGCUUAGCAGGAUUUGCAUUAUAAGAGGAAUUUUCUCCCUGCAAAAGAAAUAGAACAGGCCAUAUUAUCCAACGUAUCUAAUGAGUUUUAAAGUAAACAAGGUUUGACCUGUUCUCAACUGCCCCCUUGUCCCCGCCUCCCAGGGCCACCGCUGAGGUGCUCAUAUGGGUCUCGCUGUGGCCACUGCUCCCCUGUUGCUCCCUCUCCACCAGGGCCAAGGAGCGCUUCCUGAUACCUGCAGCCUGGCCUCGUCCACCUCCACAGUAGGCUUGUUCAAGGCUGGCAGAUGCGGAGGCGCACGUGGGGGGCCUGGAGCCAGCAGGUGACCUGUAGCUGCCAAGCUGCCCUGGGCGCGGUGGCCCAGUGAGAAAAGUGUCUGGGAGAAGCUGGAGGUACCUGAGAUCAGGGAUUGCUCACGGUCAGCCGCUGUUAUUUCCUUUUGCAAAACGAGACAGCAGGCAGAGCUAAGACGCCGUGGCAAAAUCCAGAUCCUGGAGCGGACCUGAAGAAACAAGAUUCAUCACCCUGGUCUCACACACGGCAAAGCCCAAGAUGCCACAGCUGAGGAAGGUCCUGUCAGCGCCGCCUCCCCUAGGCCCGGCUCUGGUGUCCUGGGCAGCCCCCACACCCUCACUCAGCCAGGCCCCCAGCAGUCUCUCUCCGUUUGGAGUGAGACGUGGGAGGGGCAUCUCAUUGAGAAGCGCGAGAAGGGAGAAGGGCCCUCAAGUCCCCACGUGGCCUUGGCAAGUCACUCUGCUUGCUAAACGAUGUUGACCUCGCCUGGAAAAUGGGAGGACCCGCUCCUAGGAGAGUAUGGGUCUGAAGGCAUUUUUACAAGCGCAGCCUGAGUGGGGAUGGGGCUCCAGCCUCAGUCCCCUAGUCCAUCACGCUCCCAAAUCCCUCUCCCCACAGCUCUCAGGGCCAAAGGCCUGGGUUGCCUCCUCCCCCUCUCACCAGCACA